AUGGCAUUGGCUAUUUUUUCAUUCAACAAUAUUUCACAGCAACUGGCCAUUCGACAAGCUGGAGGAAUCAGUUUCAGCAUCUUUGAGGAAUUUCUGGAGUCUUCAGAUCUUUAUUUCCAGGCUUAUGCUGCUUUUCAGAUUGUAGUUCUUGCUCGUGUCAUAAUUGGUCGCAGUCCUGUCUUCCUCACAGCUUCAGGCAUUUCUCUUCUGGUACGGAUAUUAGAGUCUGCAGAUGACGAUGUGGUUGUGUUGGUGGCUAGCCUUUUGUCCAGCCUGGCACACACAAGGGCUGGUAUCACAGAUGCGAUGGUCACAGUUGGCCUCCUUGACUUGUUGGUCAGCAGGUUGUCCACCUCAGAGAAUUCUCAGGUGCGAAAUGCUGUAGCUGUGACACUUGGUUACCUGACAUUCAAUCCAACAGCUGCACGACUUUUAUUUGCAACCUGCAGGAAUAUUCCUGGUUUAUAUAACAGACUCAUGAAGAAUAUUGGUUUUCAUCCGAAAAUUAACAGCAAAUUUGAGGACAAUUUCAGACGAGCUCGUCUUGUUGGCUUACCAUCUCAAUGCCUUGAAAUUAAUGGUGGACGACCUGUCAUCCCACCCAGUAGAAGUAAGGGAGCGUUUUCCCGAUCGCUGACUUCAACAGGCAGUCAUCAUCGACAUGUCAUGUCUGUCAACAGAGUAUAUCAACAACAUCAUGUCUUAAUAUUUAUCCUUUCUUUCUUUCUUUCUUUCUUUCUUUCUUUCUUUCUUUCUUUCUUUCUUUCUUUCUAA
Molecule: messenger RNA, 774 nt
Organism: Acanthosepion pharaonis
Lineage: Eukaryota; Metazoa; Mollusca; Cephalopoda; Sepiida; Sepiidae
Source: the annotation of a GenBank genome assembly